AUGACCUAGGAAUGUGUUGGUUCAGCACUGCUGAUUUAGCAUCUAUAAAACAGAGAAAGACAACAAACCCAGACAAUGACAGUUUAAUGGCCGAGAAAGCUGCUUUGGUUUUGCUCCUCAUUUUAGCUGGAGGGCUUGCUAUUGCUUCUAAGCAGCCUCAACAGGAUGUUUCAUUGAGCAGUGGUUCAUUGUUACUUGACAAAAUAAACAAGGUUUCCAUAGCAGAACCUCAAAUUACAAAGAGAUCACAAAAACUAGCACCAGAAGAUUUAUUAAAGGCUCAAAACCAGAAGCUAUGCAAAGUCUGCAGCCACACCAAUAGCUCAUGUGAAUGUGAGGUUGAAAAUGAUGAUGGUGAAGUUGAGGAUAUGGAAGGAUUUAGGAAUGAAAGAUGUCUCCUGACAAUGGCAAGAUCUCGAGGUGUUCUUCAGGACACCUUGGGGCGAGACUUGAGAGUGAUGACCACAGAAGAGAGACUUGCAGAGUUUAAAAAAAGAGUGGAUGCUCUUCGUAGAAGACCUUCUAUUGAAUCUGACCAGGCCAAAGAAUUUGACAGAGAUUCCAAAAAUUCCUACCCCGAUAGAGAUUCAGCUCAGUUAUUUGUCUUACCUGUUUCACCAUAUAGUGGUAGAAAGAUUCAGAAAGAAGGAACAAUUGUUAAAAAUGAAAGUAGAGAAGACAAUAUAUCAACAGUUACUGAUGAAACUGAGUUCCCAUCCGAAAAUAUUUCACCUUUUCAUGGAACUUCAAAGGGACUUUUCAUAAAUAAGGGUGCUAAGGAGAAGGAUACAAUAGUUAAUACUACUUUUAGGGGUGGAAGUGUCCAAGAAGCUUUUCAUAAAGAUGGGAAGCAGAUCAUAAUAGAAGGUGGAGAAGAACAAUUAGGAACAAGUGAUGAAACAAAACCUCCUUCAAAAAAUAUUUCAACUCUGUUUGAUAGAACUUCAGGAAAAGACUAUUUGAAUAUAAAUGAUAAAUUAAAGGAUACAUUAAAUGUUGAAAAACAACAUACAAGUAAAGUUAUGGAUGCUAAGCCAUCAUCUUUUUCAAUAGUGAGACCGUUAAGACCUACAUUGUCUCAAAUAAUAUUACCCGGUUCUGAACCCCAACCAGUGCAUGGUCCUUUAGAUUCAGCAAAACCAUCUGGGUAUUCAGUAAUAAAAUUACCAGCACAAUUCUUAUCACUUACAAGACUAAGAGAACGCACAGUUGACAUUGAUACGUUACCUGAUGAUAUUGAUAAGAAAACUAAUGCAGGAAAAGAAAUAUUGAAGAAUCUCAGACCCAAAAAUACUAUUAUCACUCCCUCAAUUAUAAAGAUAGGGCCCCAUGAUUCAUCCCAGUUACCUGAAAUGGGCAUCAGAACUAUUGAUAACUAUUCUAGUGAAAUCUCCCUAACAGACAAGAUUGUAAAAACGAAUUCACCUCUAAGUGGUUUAAAGUCAUCAAAUAUUCAAGACCAUAAAAGAAAUCGUUUAGAGGUAUUGGAAUCAGGAAAGAUCAAUUCAAAAGAUAAAAAAGUACAACCUAUUUUAGAGGGAAUUGUAGCCAUACCGAAAUAUAUAAACAUAAAUUAAACAAUCUUAUAGGGGUCUCCAACAAUUUGUUGGUUUAAAAGAUAUGUUUAACUAAUCAUUAGUAACUACAAAAUAAAAAAUAGAU
Molecule: messenger RNA, 1662 nt
Organism: Macrosteles quadrilineatus (aster leafhopper)
Lineage: Eukaryota; Metazoa; Arthropoda; Insecta; Hemiptera; Cicadellidae
Exons: 4
Coding region: 12-1577 (521 amino acids)
Source: RefSeq, a predicted model, not a curated record